AUGAAGUUACUGCAACACAUUGUAAGAAAACAAAGAUAUUUUCAGCUGCCAAAGACUGAACUGACACAAAAUCUUUGGAGUGCAACAUUGCAACAAGUUCAAAGAAAACCUGAUACAACAUGGCCUAGCUACUUCUACACUUUUACAAUCCCUCAUAUGCCUACUUUUGCCUGCCCGUACAUGUUGCAUCCUACUUCUGUUUCUGUUCAGCUGCUAGCUUUAUUUUUCAUUUCAUUUCUCUAUUGCUUUAUAUUUUUAGGGGGGGGGGCGGGCGGAAUCUCAAAAGUGGUUUACAACCUACAUUAA
This is a messenger RNA of Podarcis lilfordi (Lilford's wall lizard), 306 nucleotides long. Lineage: Eukaryota; Metazoa; Chordata; Lepidosauria; Squamata; Lacertidae. The record is from the annotation of a GenBank genome assembly.